Molecule: messenger RNA, 771 nt
Organism: Phycomyces blakesleeanus NRRL 1555(-)
Lineage: Eukaryota; Fungi; Mucoromycota; Mucoromycetes; Mucorales; Phycomycetaceae
Exons: 4
Coding region: 1-771 (256 amino acids)
Biological process (GO): ubiquinone biosynthetic process
Cellular component (GO): mitochondrial inner membrane; mitochondrion
Source: RefSeq, a predicted model, not a curated record
AUGAAUCGCCACCUAUCAAGUACCUUACUUCAUGCGAGAGCAUAUUCGCGUGCGGCAGCACCACCAACUCAUCGACAAAUAACUAAACUUUACGAAACACAUGUACCUGUGUCUACGCCAGAAAAGGUAGUCCUGGCUGUAGGAUCAGCCUUUACGGCCUUGAUUAACCCAUUGCGAGGCGACAUGGUAGCUACUCUCGGAGAAACAACAGGAAGACGAUUCUUGACCAGUAUGCGAGACCAAAUGCUAUCAAGCUCUUCUGGAAGAAGAAUCCUCCGAGAAAGACCUUCUAUACAUACUUCUACUAUUGACUUUGAUAAACUGCGUAAAGAGUGUGCACCAAACACCUUUGGUGCAGCCUAUGUGUCCUGGCUGGAUGCUGAGGGAGUAACACCCGAUACAAGAUCACCUGUACGCUUUGUGGAUGACGAAGAACUGGCAUAUGUAAUGAAGCGCUACCGGGAAAUACAUGAUUUCUUUCAUACAUUAACCGGGCUGGGAGUAACAGUAGAAGAAGAAAUUGCAUUAAAAUGGUUUGAAUGGGCACAAACUGGGCUUCCGAUGACCAUGUUAUCGUCAUUAGUGGGACCUCUCCGACUAUCAUUGGCAGAGAAACAGAGACUCUUUGGUACAUACGUGCCCUGGGCUCUUCAAACAGGUGCUUCUGCUACGCCUUUGAUGACAGUUUACUUUGAAGAUCAUUUUGAUGUUCCACUUGAUGCGCUCCGUGCUCAACUCGGUAUUUCAACACCACCACCAAUACAGAACUAG